Molecule: messenger RNA, 351 nt
Organism: Fraxinus pennsylvanica
Lineage: Eukaryota; Viridiplantae; Streptophyta; Magnoliopsida; Lamiales; Oleaceae
Source: the annotation of a GenBank genome assembly
AUGAAGGGAUUUGCAGUGAUUUUGUUGGUGGUUGUAGCCAUGGUUCAAUUGUUCAUGGCUGAACCAGGAGCAGCCAUUUCUUGUGGCCAAGUUGAAUCUCAAAUUUCUCAAUGUUUGACAUAUCUGAGUCAAGGAGGAACUCCAUCUGCAACAUGCUGCAGCGGCGUUCAGACUCUAAGUCAGUCUCUUCAUACUACAGAAGACAGGCAGGCCGCGUGUGGCUGUUUAAAGACGGCCGCCUCUCGAUACACUGACCUUAAGCCGGAUGCUGCCUCCCAGCUCCCGGCUAAAUGUGGAGUUUCAAUUGGAGUCCCAAUCUCUCCUACAGUCGACUGUAGCAAGAUUCAGUGA